Molecule: messenger RNA, 3379 nt
Organism: Acromyrmex echinatior (Panamanian leafcutter ant)
Lineage: Eukaryota; Metazoa; Arthropoda; Insecta; Hymenoptera; Formicidae
Gene: Oatp26F
Product: Organic anion transporting polypeptide 26F
Biological process (GO): sodium-independent organic anion transport; transmembrane transport
Cellular component (GO): basolateral plasma membrane
Molecular function (GO): protein binding
Source: RefSeq, a predicted model, not a curated record
GUUUAAACUCAACGGGGAAAACUGUGAGAGCAGAAGCGCGAGCGCGAGCUUGGAGCGUGGGUGCGGACUUCAGAGUUCAGUCGCGUGCGAUGCGCGCUCUUAGCCGCUACGUGUUCCUUAGUCCUCCGAUUUUUUAACGAUUGAGAAUGACCGCGAACGUGAAAGACGCGCGCGUAAAAUUAGACAUAUAUUAACGGAUUUAUUAAAAUUUUUAUCAUAAUCAUUUUUUUCAUGAAGGCGUAACGAAAUAUCCUCUCCACUGCAAUACAUUUUUUUUACAAUACGAAAGUAGGUCUACUCGGAGUACCAAUCAGAAUCAGUGAGAAAUAAAUCGAGAAAUAAAUCGUGGAUCGUGAUAUUGCAAACGAUAAAAUGACGACGUAAACGAUAGAAUCGCGGUCGUGGAAAUCGUAUCGGGAAAGGUGCGCUAUUUUCGAUUGGCUUUCGAUUACACGGAAUCGAAAUUGACGAGUUCAACGGGACGGAGUACGAGCUUCGUGUUUGAUACAGUUUGAUGGAACGAUGUAUAUUUUACUAUCGGCAAGUUUUUGCCGGUUGAGGGAAUUGUAAUUAAAACUUUACAAAUAGAAAUUACUAACAAUAAAAGAAAGAGAGAGAGAGAGAGAGAGAGAGAGAGAGAGAAGGUGAGAGAGAAAAAAAGAGUACAAGAUGGAAAAUGCAAACAACAGUGCUUCGAAGACAAUAAUACUCGUCAUUGAACAAACAAACUUUCCAUCAGCUGUGAAAAGUUAGAAACAGCGCGAUGAAUUAAUCGCUGCUUAUUUCUGUUAAUUGAUAAAGUAAAAUUUAUCAUUGAAGAUUUCUUAUCAAUGGGCUGACAUCUUUUUCGAAAAGGAAGUUGUGAUCUCUGACCAAUUGAGUGGAAAUGGUCUCUGUCUAAUGAGAACAUUGAAGUAUUAGUAAAAUAUUUCGUUACUAAAUGUUUAGAGACCAUAUUUUUACGAUCGAUUGUUAUCGAAAGAUUUAAGAUAAAGAAGUGGAAGCUAAGUGGAAUUUAUAGAUUCUUGCCACGCUUCGUGGAAAUUGUCGAUAAUUAUGAGGGACAAGUUCACAUUUAGCUCGGGGGUGCCGGACAUGCACGAGACUCUGUCUAGCUUCCCGGAACAGUUUGGGGAUGGCCCGAGAAAACCGGAAAUAAAGCCGGAAAUUCCGAAGGAGACGGAUAGAACCGCGGACAAUCUGAAAUGCGGUUGGUUCUGGUUCAGGCCAAUUUAUUUGCAGAAAUUUCGCACUGCGAAAUGGGCGCUUUUCUGGCUGUGUUGGGCUGGAGCGAUGCAAGGCAUGGUCGUGAAUGGUUUUGUAAAUGUCGUCAUAACGACGAUAGAGAGGAGAUUUGGAUUAAAAUCGUCGGAGACUGGCUUGAUAGCGGGUGGAUACGAUAUAGCUAGUUUUCUUCUUCUCAUACCAGUAAGCUAUCUUGGUGGCCGUGCGAAAGCGUCGAAACCAAGGUAUAUCGGCAUAGGGAUUCUAGUCUUAGGUAUAGGUAGCCUGCUGUUUGCAUCUCCGCAUUAUCUUGCCGGACCGUAUAGAGGAGGUCAGCAAACAGACAACAUAUGCCAAAGUGUCACUAAUAUAUCGAGCCAUUCGAUAUCCUGCACGGAUCAAUCUACCGUUCAAGCGGACCUAGAGCCUUACAGUGGCGUGUACUUAACCAUAUUUCUGGUAGCUCAGCUGUUACAUGGCGCCGGUGCGGCACCCUUUUAUACGCUCGGGGUUACAUAUUUAGACGAAAAUGUUUCGAAGAAGAUGUCUUCGGUAUAUCUAGGUGUUUAUUAUACUAUGGCUAUAAUAGGACCUGCGCUAGGCUACGUUGUCGGUGGUGAACUACUGAAAAUUUACACAGACUUUCUCACAGUGGACUCCUCAACGAUUGGGUUAACUUCUGAUAGUAAUGUCUGGGUUGGUGCAUGGUGGAUCGGUUUUUUGGCAGCUGCUGUCAUAUGCUUCGUCAUCGCGAUACCAGUUUUGGCAUUUCCGGCAGUUUUACCCGGAUCGGAGGAAUUAGCCAAGGAUAGGGUGUCAGAAGCGCACGAGAAAUCGACUCGAUCUUCUACCGCGGCAACGGGGGAAGCAUUUUCCAAGAUACGAGAGCUGCCACGUGCUAUGACCGAAUUACUUGGAAAUCCGGCAUUUUUUAUGUUGAACUUGGCAGGUGCCAGUGAAGGGUUGCUCAUCGCUGGAUUUGCUGCUUUUCUACCGAAACUGAUUGAAAAUCAAUUCAGCGUCAGUGCCAGUUCGGCCGCGUUGCUGAUGGGAUUGGUGACUGUACCAGCUGGAGGCGGCGGUACAUUUCUCGGUGGUUACCUGAUAAAACGCUUCAAUUUGCCCUGCUCUGGCAUAUUAAAAUUUUGUUUACUGGCUACAGCCGCCUGCAUCGCUUUCACGCUGUGUUUCGCUUUAAAUUGCCCGAACUUGGAUUUCGCUGGAUUGACUGUGCCCUAUCAAAACAUCACGAGAAGGAUCGCGUUGUCACUUGAAAACACCUGCAACAAUGGCUGCGGAUGUUCUAGAUUGCAAUUUAACCCUAUAUGCGGCGUGGAUGGAGUCACGUACUAUUCACCCUGUCACGCCGGAUGUUAUCGAGAAACACCGAUAAACAAUGUCAAAAUAUACUCGGAUUGCAGCUGCAUACACGCACCAGCGAUGAAUUUGACGAGCGAAGAUACUGGCGAUGUCGUCCAGUACCAGGCUGUCAAUACCACCUGCGGAAGUUCAUGCUCGUACCUGUGGCUGUUCAUCGUCCUGGCAUUUUGCAAUAUGUUCAUGACGUUCCUGUGUACAAUGCCAGCGCUCUCGUCCACCCUGAGAGUCGUGCGCGACGAUCAACGAUCAUUCGCUUUAGGCAUACAGUGGAUCAAAGUUCGGAUUUUAGGAACUAUACCGGCACCAAUGGUAUUCGGUGCUCUUAUAGACGAUACCUGCAUCUUGUGGAACGAAACGUGCGACGACAGAGGAGCGUGCCUCGUAUACGAUAACUACUACAUGAGCAGGUAUAUGCUAGCGCUGGCAUUCAUCGGAAAAGCGGCUUCGCUUCUUUUCUUUUUUUUGGCAUGGUGGACGUACGUUCCACCCAGCACGAGAGGCAUCGAUCAGAAUUCUCGGCAGCAAACGACGGCUACUUUAAUGCUAAGUGAUACGUCUCAAGAAGUUGAAAUAGUACCGGCUACGAUAGCGUAAUCUUGGAUUAUUUUAUUUUUCUUAUUUAGAAAGUUAUUCUUUUAGAAUGGUUAUUUUAUAGAAAUACCCGCGGAUUAUAUACGGUUAGACAAAUGUCCCAACAUUUCUCUUUUACGGUGAGAUUCACUCUGAGAAACGGAACAAUUCACGUUAAAUGAGAAUAUCGACGCAAACACAUAAA